CCCAAAGUAGCAGAUACCCCAAGCAAUGAUGCUCUUGGGGAUGCUGCAGCCACUUCUCCUAAGACCCAUCGAGCAGACGAGUCUUCUCUCGAGUUGACUAGGCGACAAAAACACAUCGCCAAAAAGACUAAGGCCAUGGAGAUCAGCAAAUAUAAUCAAGGCUAUGAGAUGAUUUCUCUUUUCCACUCCGUCUUGAAGGCCAAAGGCAGAGAGAUUACCAUGAAGGACUCUGUUGUGGCCAAU
Ilex paraguariensis (yerba mate) is the source of this 243-nucleotide messenger RNA. Lineage: Eukaryota; Viridiplantae; Streptophyta; Magnoliopsida; Aquifoliales; Aquifoliaceae. The record is from the annotation of a GenBank genome assembly.